Maniola jurtina (meadow brown) is the source of this 3468-nucleotide messenger RNA. RefSeq names its product glutamate receptor 1-like. NCBI's taxonomy places the organism in Eukaryota, Metazoa, Arthropoda, Insecta, Lepidoptera, Nymphalidae. Gene Ontology annotation, cellular component: postsynaptic membrane; plasma membrane. The record is from RefSeq and is a predicted model, not a curated record. The transcript is spliced from 18 exons. Bases 130 to 2820 code for a protein of 896 amino acids. Gene Ontology annotation, biological process: synaptic transmission, glutamatergic; monoatomic ion transport; modulation of chemical synaptic transmission. Gene Ontology annotation, molecular function: glutamate-gated receptor activity; transmitter-gated monoatomic ion channel activity involved in regulation of postsynaptic membrane potential.
GGUUCGCACGCAGCAUCCCAACACUUUACCACCCGAAAUCUACGUGAAAUCCCACGUAAACGCGUCCAAAUACUCGUAAUAGCAUGUUUUUUGACUGACUUAGUGUGGCGUUCCGGGUCAAAGUACAGAAUGUCGAUAAAAAAGCGCCAUGUCUUGGCUGCCGGCGUAUUGCUCUCGCUUGUAGGGGUGUUGUCGGCUCAAUCGUUUCCCGUCGAGAAGAUCGCUGUCGGAGCAAUCUUCGACCAGAACACGGAAGAAGUCCAGAACGUGUUCAAGUACGCUAUGGCGGUCCACAACCAGAACAUCAGCAGCCGCCGACUGGAGUUACAGGCGUAUGUUGACGUCAUCAACACAGCUGAUGCCUUCAAGCUUUCCCGACUCAUUUGCAACCAGUUCGCUCGAGGAGUGUUUGCGAUGCUGGGUGCCGUGACCCCUGAGUCGUUUGACACCCUCCACUCCUACACCAACACGUUCCAAAUGCCGUUCGUCACUCCAUGGUUUCCUGAAAAGGUAAAUCCGCCGUCGUCGGGGCUGAUCGACCAUGCGGUGAGCAUGCGACCAGACUACCACAGGGCAAUUGUCGACACAAUCGUCCAUUACGGCUGGAAGGAGGUCAUUUACAUUUACGACUCACAUGAUGGUCUCCUCCGUCUUCAGCAACUGUACCAAACGAUGCAACCCGGACGCACAGCCUUCAAGAUAUCCUUGGUGAAACGCAUCUACAACUCCUCAGACGCUAUGGACUUCCUCCUGGCCUUGGAGCAUGACGACCGAUGGAGCAUCAAGCACAUCGUGCUGGAUUGCAACGCGAAGAAUGCUAAGAGCAUAUUGGUGGAACAUGUUAGAAAAGUGCAGUUGGGAAGACGGACUUAUCAUUAUAUUCUUAGUGGACUGGUUAUGGACGAUCACUGGGAGAACGAGGUGACCGAGUACGGGGCUGUCAACAUCACCGGGUUCCGCAUAGUGGACCAUUCCAGGAAAACUGUGAAGGACUUUUUGGAAGGGCUGCGGAGGAUCGAUCCACGCUUUAAGGGGACUGUAUCUGCACAAACGGCGCUUAUGUACGACGGGGUGCAAGUCCUAAUGGACGCAUUGGGAAGGUUGUGGAAAAAGAAGCCCGACGCCUUUAGGAGCGCCCUGAGACGCGCCGCGGCCUUGGCUAACUCCACCAAAGUCAUCGACUGCAACCCCGGCAAGAGCUGGGUGGUGCCCUUCGAACAUGGAGAUAAAAUAUCCAGGCUGAUCAAAAAGACGGAUAUUGAAGGCCUAACUGGGAACAUUUCCUUCAACGAAGAAGGACACAGGUGCAACUUUACCCUUCACGUCGUCGAGAUGACCGUACAAAGCGCUAUGGUUAAGGUAGCAUCGUGGACCGAUAAGCAAGGUCUGAGUCUGGUCACACCGAAGUACGAACAGCUGCACUCGCCGAUGUCGUUCGACACCAACAAGACGUACAUCGUGACGACCAUCCUCCAAGAGCCGUUCAUGAUGCUGAAGCCGCCGGAGUAUGGCCAGCGUGAGGACCAGUUCCACGGCUUUUGCAAAGACCUCGCUGAUUUGGUUGCUGCCAAACUUGGGAUCAAGUAUGAGAUCCACAUCGUGAGGGAUGGAAAGUUCGGAAGUGAGGUGUCACAUCACAUUUGGACCGGGCUCGUUGGAGAGGUCUUCAGAAAGGAAGCAGAUAUGGCUAUAGCACCUUUAUCCAUAACGCCAGAAAGGGAGAAAGUCAUCGAUUUUAGCGAGCCUUUCUUGUCAAUCGAAACUCCAAUCAAACGUACCAAGACGCCAAAGCAACUGACUGGCACUUUCAGUUUUCUACGACCACUUUCGAAGGAGAUAUGGCUGUGCGUGAUAUUCAGCUUCUUCGCCGUGAGCAUCGUCCUGUUCUUGGUGUCCAGAUUUUCUCCGCACGAGUGGCGAUCCGUCUCCAUAACGGAUAGUCAUUUGGAAAAUCCAAUAAGCAAUACUAAUGAGAUAAUCUUGCACAAUGAGUUCAGCAUCUGGAAUUCAUUCUGGUUCUCGCUUGGAUCUUUUAUGCAACAAGGCAGCGACGUUGUGCCGAGAUCUUUAUCCGGAAGAAUCGUCGGCACAGUUUGGUGGUUCUUCGCUUUGAUCCUGGUGUGUUCGUACACCGCGAACCUGGCAGCUUAUCUCAUAGUGGAACGCAUCUCGGACCCCGCACUGCUGCACUACGAGUCAAGAAUUAAAACCGAAAAUCACUUGGCACCUCGGAGCAGUUUGGUGAGCGAUCUGGAGGUGAAAGAGGGGGCGUUCUCCCAUCACGUGGUGGACCGGAGCAACGACUGCACCCUGGCACACGCCUGCAGAUAUAAGCAAGUCCACUUUGGCAUUGCAACCACCAAGGGAUCACCUUUGCGGGAGGGCAUAAAUCUUGCGAUCGUCAAUAUGAAGAGGGAUGGCCUCAUUCCGAAGCUUUGGCGCAAAUGGCUGUUGACAACCAAUCAACCGGACUGCGAUCUGGUCAAAGACGAGGAAACGACGAUCACCGAAAUGACCCUAAGUCAAGUGGCAGGAAUCUUCUACGUCUUAGUUGGAGGAUUAGCUUUGGCAUUAGGAGUGGCGCUACUUGAAUUCUGUCAACAUGGACGAGCUGAAGCAGCGAGAGCUAAUGUUCCUCUAAGGGCAGCCCUACGAGCUAAGGCCAGAAUGGCAUCAAAUGAUAGGAAGACUCCUCAGCGUACGCCUCAGCGUGAUCAGGAUCGACUUGGAUGGAAUGGUGCUGCUUUUGCUGGGUACUUUCCCGCCGGAACUCAAAUCUCCCAUGAGGAUGCGGUCCACGCCAGCUUCACUCAUGUGUGAUCCUCGGAGAAGGGUGGCGUUAACAUUCGCCGCUCUUCUGUAUGCAAGACCAACAAUGUUGACCUCUACCAGCUCUAAGAACGCUAGACGAGUGCAAGUUUGACGAAUGCGCCGGUAGUGACUGUCACCUAGUCUAUAUAAUUAUUAUAAUAUUAUGCAUUGUAAACUCUACAUUACGAACUUUUAUUUAAAACGAAGGAAUUGCUAAAGUUUGUUUGGUUUAAUUUGUUAUUCUACUCUCUGUUUAACGAAAACUCUUUAUAACGCAAUAAAAUAUCCGGCCCUUCAAUUUCGCUAUAUAGAGUUUACACUGUAAAUGUUACAGUUGGAAUCUUUUAUCUGAUCAAAACUUCUUUUGACUAAUAGAAACAGGCAAAAGUACUUUUUGACUGUAGAGCUUAAUCAAAAGUAGUUUUAUCUCAAAGAGCGAGUAACUAUUGGUUAGUCUUUCUAUUGAAAAAUAAUGGUUAAAAAUAAAUAUGAGCUCCCGGGCUGCAAGCAGUUUUAUUUGUCUUUUAGUGUUUUAAAUACGCUACGACUCGCUAGUCACCCGUUCAUUAAGCUUCACCCACUUGAACUUCGUUCCACUCGGUCUCAAGCUCGCUUCAUUCAUUCUACAAUAAUAUAGAAUAUUAUUGUAAAUUGAAC